Schizosaccharomyces cryophilus OY26 is the source of this 3671-nucleotide messenger RNA. RefSeq names its product G-protein coupled receptor Stm1. The coding region runs from base 1389 to 2207 and encodes 272 amino acids. Gene Ontology annotation, biological process: basic amino acid transmembrane export from vacuole. The record is from RefSeq and is a predicted model, not a curated record. Gene Ontology annotation, cellular component: fungal-type vacuole membrane. The transcript is spliced from 2 exons. Lineage: Eukaryota; Fungi; Ascomycota; Schizosaccharomycetes; Schizosaccharomycetales; Schizosaccharomycetaceae.
AAGAUAUCUGACAUACGCUGAUUAAUUCACCGGCUUGAGCAACAGCAAGCUCUUGACGGAUUUGUUUCAUGAAGACAUUUUUCUUGUCUUCUGAAGACACUGAAGGUCCACUGUUACCACCAAAAAUUCCCAUUUUGAUCUGUUGAAGUUGUUUAAGAAGAAAACCUUGUAGAUGUUGCCUUUCGUAUUCCUUGCGGGUAAAAGGGCAAGUUGGUAUGUACUGGAAUUUGAAAGAAGGUACCCUACCAAGGGGAAGGAUUCCAAAAGGACGGAAGGAUAGCCUUGAAUAGGAAAUAUGGUUUCUUUUUAACUUCUUAUAAAGCAAGUUGUUUUUUAAUUUGCUCGAUUUGAAAACUGAAGCUUUUGAAGAAUUGCAAUCUUCGAACUCACGAUUUUGUUGCAAUAUAUUGUAAACGUCCCCUCAUGAGUUUUUUGACGUCCUUAGGACUUAUUAUAACUGCUUUAUGAAUAGUUUCUGAGGCAUGUAAUAUGAAAGCUUCACUAACGGAUUUCUAUGAGUUUUCUGAAAAAUGAAGGCAAGCUGGCAUUAGAACAAGGUUGCCAAAGCGUUUAAAAGAGCUAGGUACUAAGUUUUGUAUUUCACGAGUCGAAUUGAAAAGCACCAAAACUUACUUAUAACUACGGGAAAGGUGUCUACUAGUCGGGAACAAGAACGGCGAUGAAUCCCAAGUACAACGGUUUUAUGAUUUUCAAAAUUUUUAUUCAUGUUCUCUUCAUUCUCAUACUUUCCUGUUUUGAAUUUGCUGGAUAAAAACGCAGCCUGUCUACUCAGUUGAAAAAAGAGCAUCAACGUUCCAAGCUUACUUACUCGAUUUGUAUGCGAAAUACUUUUAGAAUUGAUGUUUUUUCUUCAAUUGUUGUCUAUUGGUUUAGCAUGUUUAUGAAUGUUGAAAAAGUUUUUCAUGAAUCAAGAAUUUUAACAUCUGAAUCAUCAAGUCCAUGGCUUUUUUUUUUUUCUCACCCCUGCCUGUAACUAAAUUUCUUGGAAUUUAUCUUGUCUGAAAUAAGGCAAUCAUGGAACGCUUAGCGAUAUGUAGACAUUCAUAUCUGUGCUCUUCCUUACAUGCCUACUACUAUCAUCUUUUUGUUAGUGGAAUACUAACAAAAAAUACCCUAAUAUAUAGUUACAUAUAGUAUUUGCAUUAAAUUGUUUGCAUUUCUACUACUGUUUACUUUUCCUGGCAAAAACCGAUAGAUAUUUGGUGUAGUUUUCGUUUUGCCCUUUGUGUGUGCCAGGACAGCGAUCAGUGCUAAUUUCUUGACUGAUUCAAAAAAUUUGAAGCGAUUGUAGCAUUUACUUUGCAUUGGACACUCUCAAUUGUUGAUAGCCGUUGAAAUUGCCAUUUUUAGUUUGUUCGUUAUCCAAGAUGUUUGGAGUCCAAUUGUCGGAAUCCAUAUUGAAUUUUUUAGUUGACUUUUCUUCUUUUCUAGGAGCACUCUCAUUAGGAUGCUGGGUUGUUUUGUUGAUUCCCCAAUUGCUGGAAAAUUACAAGAAUCAAUCGAGUGAUAGCAUUUCACCAUUGUUCCUCAUUCUAUGGUUAGUUGGUGAUGUAUUCAACAUUGUUGGCUCUAUUUGGGGAAAUGUUUCUUCAACUGUUUUAGUACUCGCGAUUUAUUACAUUGGUGCUGAUUUUGUCUUGCUCCUACAAGUGUACUACUAUCGUUGGAAAGCGUUUCGCAAAUCCAGAAAUGAGCAUGAGCCGUUAUUGCAAAGCCGUUCACUAGAAGAAGGUCUUCAUGAGCCGUUAGAUAAAAAUUUGAUCUGGUGGGAUCGUCUUUCCCUUCGCGGUCAAUUUGGAUUCAUGGCUUGUAUUGUACUCAUAACGACUUUUAUUGGAAAUGUUUUAAUCAACAAUGCCUCUUCCGAUAAGAGUGACGAUCAAGUAAAUAAAUGGCCUUUUAUAGCGGGUUGUAUUAGCUCGAUCUUAUACUUUGUCGCCAGAUUCCCUCAAAUUAUCAAGAAUUACAAAUCGAAAUCUACCGAUGGACUCUCUAUAAUCUUCUUUAUUCUUUCCAUGCUAGGAAAUACGGCUUAUACGUUGAGCAUCUUGGUGUAUCCCGCUGCAGAUUAUGUGAAUUACUUUAAGGGUAAUCUCCCAUGGAUUUUUGGCGCUUUCAGUACGAUUUUCUUAGACAUAUUCAUUUUCUACCAAUUUUUGCUUUACCGUCAUCACUCGCACUUUUAAACAAACGUUGGAAGAAAGAAGAAACCCCCAAUAUAAAUAUAUGUUACCUAUAGAGUUUAUCCAUUACUGCCAGUGUGGUAAUAGUACGGCAGAGGGAAAGAUGUCUAAUGGUUUUAUUAGCAUGUACUCUAGAGAUAAUAUGAAUAUAUUCCUUUGCGAUUGCAACUUUGAAUUGCCAAUAACACAUACCUUUCAAUUGAGAAAUGGGACGAUCGAAAACAUCGGCGCCGUAGGUUGCGCGAGGAAACGUUGUCAUAAAAGCUGUAGGCAAAGGCACUUGAAGUUUCUCAGAAACUUGCUGCGCGACAUCUCGUAGGGACUGCUCUGCUGGAAUGACAAGGUUGCAAACUUGGCCCUGGUGACGAAUAGAGAAACGGCCUGAAGACGGAGGAGCACGAGAAGGGGCUGCGGUAUCCGCAGCAGCAGAGGUAGAAGUAGAAGACGGCUUUUUUGUAGAAGGGACGGUAGUAGAAGAAGCACUGUUCGCCGCUGACGAGGUAGUAGCAGCACGUCGCUUUUUAUCAGCCUCAAUUUCAGCCAAAAUUUUUUUUCGCUGCUCUUGAUCUUCAAGCUUUUGUUGGCGCAUUUUCUGUAGCUCACGAAGACGUGUUUGGUCUUGAAGCUGUCGCAUAGCCUGAGCCGUUUCGUCAUUGGACUUUUGAAGGAUUCUGAAAUUUUUCUUCUUAUCUUCUUCUUCAAGAGCUUCCUGUUGCUUCUUCUUUUCUUGAGCCUUCUUCCUCAUUUCCUCUAUAGCUGCCUUUAUUUCCUCAGGAGAUCGUUGUCGAACCUAGAGAAAAUCACAAAGUUAGCUAGACCACGAACCAUACUAUAAGAGAGCCAGGAUUGUCCGUUUCUUUCCUUACAGCUCAGCACGUACCUGUUCUUCAGUUUCUUCGAAAUUUUCAUGGCCAGACUUGACGCCAUGGAAUUCUGCCAUUUCAAUUGAAGAAAGCAAUUUUCCGCAAUCAGAGCAUUUCAGUGUCAUUCUUAUUUGCUGGAUAUUUAUAAUGGAGACAAGAAAUAAGACAAGAUGCAACGAUGGAACAAUGUGGGAUUUGUUUGAUUACAGACUUGAUGACAAUUUCAGCGUACAAUCAACUGUUCAAUACUGCUAAGUCUAAAAGGUUUCCUUCUGAUUAACGUGUUUUGGAAGCGGUUGGUCUUUGGUUUUAUUAUGUUUGGUUCUUUCUAGAAACCCAAAAGUUGCCAUGGAAUGAUGUAGACAGCUUAGCAUGCCUCUCGUAAAUCCAAUUCAAGAUGAAUGCCACACGUUCAUUUUCAAUUGAAUUUCUUUAAAAAAAGAACUUUUACAGUGGAUGCAGACUUUUAAAACUCGUCUAUUUCUCUGAGAACACAAUUUUGAAGCAAUCCUUCUUUUUAUUUUCGCACUACUUACGGUGUGAUUUUUUUUCAUCUUGACCCUUUAUCAUUCAUCUUUCUUUAAAAAUAAAUUCUCCUCUUGAU